GACACACCGGAUAUCAGCCUCAAUUAAACACGUAGAAGAAGAAGAAGAAACGCCGUGCAGUGGAUCUCAUUUUCACAGUAACGGCAUUGUUUUCAAAGCAUGCGGUAACCCUGCGCCCUGUUGCCCCUUUUUCCUGAGCACGAUGGCUAAUCAGAGAGUGCUUCCUCAGAGCAAAGAGACUCUGCUGCAGAACUACAACAAGAGACUGAAAGAUGACAUCAGGUCCAUUCUGGACAACUUCACAGAGAUUAUCAAAACAGCAAAGAUUGAGGAUGAAACGCAGGUUGCCCGAGCAACCCAAGCAGAGCAGGACCAUUAUGAGAUGCACGUCCGAGCAGCCAACAUUGUAAGAGCUGGUGAGUCCCUGAUGAAGCUGGUGUCCGAUCUGAAGCAGUUCCUGAUUCUGAACGACUUUCCCUCGGUGAACGACGCCAUCAGCCUCCAGAACCAGCAGCUCCGCUCGCUGCAGGAGGAGUGUGACAAAAAACUCACCUCGCUCCGUGACGAGAUCGCCAUCGACCUGUAUGAGCUAGAGGAAGAAUAUUACUCCUCCAGCUACAGUCAGUGGGACAGCACUGAUCUGCCACUGUACGAGGCCUACCGCCGACGAGACAGUUGGGCCUCGCCAGGCAGCAGCUGCAGCUCCACGCAGGGUGAUCGAGAGGACGUGGAGGGACCUCCUUCUCAGGAGACAAACCCCCAACACCACCUCAACGGACACGGGACAUCUACUAUAGAGAAACCAUGAAGAGAAGAGAGGACUCUGAUCAACGCUUGUGCGCUGUUUUUACUGCAGUGGUUUUGCUAAUUUAAUUUCUGUUACACAUUGUGAAUUAGUAUCUUAUUAGGUCUGCCACUGUAAUGUCAUAGACUAAACAGUAGACCUUGGCAUUGAUGAUUUAUUUUUCAUAAACAGGUAUUAUAGCAAAAAAGUAAAGAAACUGUCCUAAACAAGAAAUACCUGGACAAAAGUCAUCAGAAUGAUGGUGUACGUAUCAGAUGUAACAUUACCCUCAUUGAAAAUGACUUUAUAAAUCUGCAUACAUUGAUUUAUAUACUGUAUAUUGAAGUAAAGCAAAAAAUGCAGACAACUUUUAUUAGUGUACCUUUGCAGCUGUUAAAUACUAGUAUUCAUUUUGUUCUAU
Molecule: messenger RNA, 1145 nt
Organism: Anoplopoma fimbria (sablefish)
Lineage: Eukaryota; Metazoa; Chordata; Actinopteri; Perciformes; Anoplopomatidae
Gene: med22
Product: mediator complex subunit 22
Exons: 5
Coding region: 143-748 (201 amino acids)
Biological process (GO): regulation of transcription by RNA polymerase II
Cellular component (GO): mediator complex
Molecular function (GO): transcription coregulator activity
Source: RefSeq, a predicted model, not a curated record